Messenger RNA from Dunckerocampus dactyliophorus (ringed pipefish), 7051 nucleotides. RefSeq names its product family with sequence similarity 49 member Bb (gene cyribb). The transcript has 11 exons. Lineage: Eukaryota; Metazoa; Chordata; Actinopteri; Syngnathiformes; Syngnathidae. Gene Ontology annotation, biological process: positive regulation of T cell activation; regulation of actin filament polymerization. Gene Ontology annotation, molecular function: small GTPase binding. The record is from RefSeq and is a predicted model, not a curated record. Bases 4610 to 5587 code for a protein of 325 amino acids.
AUGCUGCCCCCCAGUGGCCUCGCCUGGUGGUGUCAUUCCUGUGUAAAGGAUGACAGUAUUUUCACUGUGGAGGUUUAUUUGCUUUUUUUUCCAGAUGUAAGAUAAUUUCUCAGAGUUCCUUUUUUAUUUUGCAGGACAUGAGUCCUAAUAAGCAUCCGGCUUCUUGUUUGUUGUCUCACUUCACACUCUUGACUCAGCAUAUUUAGAGCACCCCUCCCUCUGACUGUGUAAUUUGAGGCCAUGUCUGAGUGGGAAGAAUACGCACAUAGCUUGUUAUGUCAGAUAAAAGCUUCUCCUUGCUUAUGAAUUAUUAAUGCUGCUGCUGGAAGGGGUACACUUUGCAUCUCCCUGCAUGCCAGCUUGCAGUUUUUUCCCCCCUAACUCAGACAAACAUGACGUGCUGUGCUGGUCACGUUGAGGUAUCACUCUUUUGCAGCCUGAACGUGAACACUAGAUGGUGUACUCGCAUCAAAGACUGAUGCCGCUUCUCAACCCAGAAAUCAGAAGGUACUUUGUGCUUUGUUCAUUUGUCAUUUUGUGUUCGGCCAACACUACAGUAUCAUCUCAGGCUGGAGUGACCCGCGGUGCAUUUAACAUUUAAAAAUUACAAUUAAACAACAAAACGAGAGAAAAUGAAACAUGAGUUGAAAUCUUGAUGAUGAUGAUGAUAAUACACUAAGUCCCCUACUAACGAACAUCCGACGUGCGAACACUCGUAGAUACGAACACAAGCCGACUGGUCUAUUUUUUCAUGUGUUUUGCCUUAUAAGCCCAUAAUUAUUUAUAUUUAAGUCCAUAUUUCACAUGCUUGACCAGUAGAGGGCACUGUGACACUGCUAAUGGGACCAACAGGCGAUUAAGACCAGUGGGAGGAGACUGAAGAAAAGCUAAAUUGUAGCUGUACAUGCAACCCGACACAGCUUGCGAUUAAAGUUUAUGAAGAGUUAAUAGGCCUGCUUAAUUCUACACCACCCACGGAACACUACCUCUUUUGGAAGAGUCUAACGACGACGAUUUGUCCUUUUUUCAAUAUCUCCGCCUCCUCCUCCUCCACCACCGACGUGUGCUUGACCACUCCUCUUCAAAGGUAAAUAACAUUUAUCAUUACGUAUUAUUAUAUCAUUUUUAUUAUUGUUUUUUUCAUUAAUUAUCCUCGUUUAAUAUUACUACUGCAUCCAAACUCAUAUUUCCAUACAUACGCAUAUACUGUAUAUGUAUACACGUACAUGUAGUACCUAUAUCAUUGGUGAUAUUACCUUUUCCCCUACUUAAGAAUGAUUCGACUUAAGAACGGUCGUCUGGAACCAAUUGUGUUCGUAAGUUGGGGACUUAGUUUAAUAAUAAGACUAAUAAUGAUAAUACUCUUUGCCACCAAUAGCACACAUUUGAGUUGUGGGCUGUAAAGAAGAGUAAACUUAAAUAAAAAAAGUGACAUUUAAAAAAAUAAAAAAAGUGACAUUUGAAUCAGUGCAGACCACAUGUUGGAUGGAGGAGUCAUUCUAGAUCAGGGGUGUCCAGAGUCCGGCCAAGGGGGCCAUUUGCGGCACACAGGUGAUGGUCACGACACUCCAGUGUGGUUGAGCAAGUCUUGUGAUUACAGGGCAAAAUUGCUUUUUUAAUAAAUAUAUGGGAGAGCGCGUGCCUCGUGCUACGUCUCUACCCUCACCUAUAGCCAUGAGCUUUGGGUAGUAACCGAAAGGAGAAGAUCGUGGGUACAAGCGACUGAAAUUAGUUUUCGCCGUAGGGUGGCUGGGCUCUCCCUGAGAAAUAAGGUGAGAAGCACUGUCAUCCGGGAGAGACUCAGAGUAGAACCGCUGCUCCUCCGGUAGCUCGGCCGUCUGGUCAGGAUGCCUCCCAGGCGCCUCCCUGGGGAGGUGUUCAGGGCACAUCCGGGAGGAGGCCCUAGGGAAGACCCAGGACAUGCUGGAGAGACCAUGUCCCUCAGCUGUCUUGGGAGCGCCUCGGGGUCUGCCAGGAGGAGCUGGGGAGAGGUAAUAAUACGCUUUGUCACCUGUAAUAUAAAGCUAAGUUGCAGGCUGUUUUAUGUAUGACUUACUAGCAGAGCUGCAAAUUUAAAAGGAUCAUCCUUUUGAUUUUUCAGUAUGUGGCCAUUGGUGGAAAAACUUGGAACACCCCUGUUCUAUGUAAGAAGAUUUGGGAGUGGCUUUCGUGCAUAGCUCUCUCCAUCCUCCAGAUGGCAGUCCAGUCUCAUUAUACAAAAAUACUGGCACACUUCCUAUCUGUCCCCCCCCCACAAAACCUCCACUGUGCCCCACCCAAAAUUCAGUUAGUUACUAGGCAUGAAAAAAACAUCUUGUAGUGAUGCUGCAUUGCAUUUCUUCUCUUAGAAAUAUUUGAAUUGAUGAGAAGACAGCAAGCUUGCAGAAGCUGUCUUAUACUUUGUGUUCACUGCAAUUUAAGGUUGUGGCUCUGGAGUUGCAUCUGGAAGGUUAGUCAAGUAAUAAGAGAUGUUUUUAUUUUUCCUCUCCCAGAAGAAUGAUGGAUGGAUGGAGGGUCUGUGUGUAAAUGUCUUGCAGGCCGCAGCCCUCAGGGAUCUGCUGCUUGGAUCCCAGACAGUGAGUCAAUAUGCCCUCCUUAAUGAUUCCCCAACAUCCUUAAGGAGGAGUUAGAGGACCGUCAAGGACGUGAUGAGGACGAGGGCGGAGCGCUUGCUUACUGCACGGUGCUGAAUGCGCUACGUGAAACAUUACAUUAGUUGUGUAACUUUGACAGUUAAGAAGAUGAAACUCCAGUUCUCAUCGUUUUGUUUGUGAAUCAAUGAAGACUGCCGCUUGAUGCUGACUGUGUGUGCCUGUUGCCAUGGUUUCCAACUUUUGGCAGGUGUCAACCAAAAAGAGGGGCUUAGCUAAGGAUGAAGCACACCAUCCACCCCCCCACCUCCCCUGCUUUCAUCCGCUCUGCCACGUUGGUCCAAGUGCUCGCGUCUCCCGGUGCCGGAAUGUUUAGCAUGGCCAUGUGGUUGCCAUGGCGAGGCGAGACAGCUGAUGUCGCUUGUAGUGAUUCGGUCCCCUUGUGGUAUUGUUUUGAUUUGGGCGGGGGAGGGGGAAUUAGUGGAUGUUUACGUGGGUGCAGCCAUACAGAAAGGCGUGGCCCACGAGGUAAUUGAGUUCACCCCCCGAGCCAUUUUGGUCAGCUGACUGAGAUUGGCAUGAGACAUUGGGGGUUGGGUGGGGGAGCAUGCCAGCCCCAAUGGGUAGUGCUCCCCCGUUUCCUGCCUGUCGGGUCGGGGCUCUGUCAGCGAGCUCCAGCGGGUCCAGGUCUGGCUGAGUGGGCUAAUGCGAUGUGGCGUGUCACCCGGGGAAUCUGGGUCAAGUUUAAAGCUGCCUGUGCCGCAGUGUGACGCUCCGCAAUCCCUCCCACUGCAAUCACGCACACAUGCCGUUGCACCUCCGCCGCUAUCUUUUCAUUUUCAAAUUAUUACAAGCCGUGCAUUUUCCUGUUGCUGUGAACAUGCAUGCAAUGCCAUGCUUGCAUGCAUGCAUGCAUUCUCUCCACACCCCAGGCAAGAGCGCUCAGCCUCUCCACGGCGGGACCCACGUGAUGCUCCGGGCCGGGGAGGGGCGGUUGUUUUUCUUGCGCGGUGAAGCGGCGGGGGCACGUGGAUCCUCACGCUGCAGCUGAGUAGUGGAAUGUCAGCACUCGCCCACCGAGCGCUUUGUCGCAGUGCUCCAUUUCAGAGGCGCCCUGCCUGUGGGUGUGUUUACGACCGGGAUGCAGAGUGCAAGGCGGUGCCAUGUAGGGGUCAGGAUGCUGCAUGGGCGUGGCCCUUGCUUCAAAAUAACCUUUGCAGUAUUUUGGCAUCAUGUCAUGCCAGCUAAAUGUACAGUAUAUGAUUUAAUUCAGAUCACUAUUUAUAUAUCUUUUGCUAGGCUGCUAAUAAAAACGUAAUCAAAUUAAAACAGCAGUGCCCUGCUAUUCCCCUCCCCGACUAAUCUGCUGUUUUUGGCGCAUUACCUCAUCUGUAUUAACAUAUUCAUGUGCUUUCAAGUCCUACUACUACUGUACUCGCUGCUCCCUGGGCUCAUGCCGCCCUCUCAUUGGCUGCCGCAAUGUUUUCAAUGGCACCAAAAAAAAAAGUGUUUUGGGCUCCAUGGAUACAGUGAGCAGUCGGGUAGAUCGGCCUCAGCCAAUGGGAGCGCUGCGCGGGCUCCUGCCUGUCAGAUUCUGCCCCCCCCACCCGGCCUUAGAAGCAGUCACCCCCACUCCCGCCUCCGUCACUGAGAGCACGCGAUUGCUCGGUGGGGGGUUCAAAACAACAACAAGGAGGCUGUCGGCCUCUCGGUGGUGCCCAGGUCGUGCAGGCUUGGUACUAGGGCUGCUUGAGCCCCGCUGUGUUCCUCUAAAAACAUGUUUUCAAUUCAUCAGCAGUCUAGUAUUAACACAUUUCUCUGAAAUAACACAAAUGAAUGCUGGUUUUUCUCUCCGAGAUUCUCUGGUGGACUUCAAAAGUGGGCCACACAAAUCCCUGUCCGUAUUAUGACCUCCUUUCCGUCAGCGCAGGGGAGUGGCACCGUGCCCACAAGGCCACCAGCGCCCGCUGCCCCGUUGCCUCUGCCAGCCGCAGCCGACUCAGCCCCUAGGUAUCAACAUGGGGAACCUUCUGAAGGUUUUGACCUGCACAGAUCUGGAACAGGAGCCCAAUUUUUUCCUGGAUUUUGAAAACGCACAGCCCACAGAUGCCGAGCGAGAGGUGUGGGAGGAGGUGGACGUGGUGCUGAAGGAUGCCAAGGCCAUUCUGGACGAGCUGCAAGCCUACAAAGGAGCCGGGCAGGAGAUCAGAGAGGCCAUCCAGAACCCAAAUGAUGAGGCGCUGCAGGAGCAAGCGUGGACGGCGGUGGUCCCCCUAGUGGGGCGACUGAAGAAGUUCUACGAGUUCUCCCAGCGAUUAGAGGCGGCGCUGCGCAGCCUGCUGGGCGCCCUGACCAGCGAGACGUACGCCGACCCCACGCAGCACCUGGAGCGGGAGCAGGCGCUCGCCAAGCAGUUUGCCGAAAUCCUGCACUUCACCCUCCGUUUUGAUGAGCUGAAAAUGACAACUCCGGCCAUUCAGAAUGACUUCAGCUACUACAGAAGAACACUGAGUCGCAUGCGCAUCAACAAUCUACCGGCGGAGGGUGAGAACGAAGUCAACAACGAGCUGGCCAACAGAAUAUCGCUCUUCUACGCCGACGCCACGCCCAUGCUGAAGACGCUGAGCGACGGCACCACCAGAUUUGUGUCUGAGAACAAGAACCUGCCUAUCGAGAACACCACAGAUUGCCUAAGCACGAUGGCGAGCGUGUGCAAAGUCAUGCUGGAAACUCCGGAAUACCGCAGCCGUUUCGCCAGCGAGGAGACGGUGUCCUUCUGCCUGCGGGUGAUGGUGGGCGUCAUCAUUCUCUACGACUACGUUCACCCCGUUGGCGCCUUUGCCAAGUCGUCAAAGAUCGAUAUGAAGGGCUGCAUCAAAGUGCUGAAAGAUCAGCCUCCCAACAGUGUGGACGGCCUCCUCAACGCUCUCAGGUACACCACCAAGCAUCUUAAUGACGAAUCCACCAACAAGACCAUCAAGCUGAUGCUGCAGUAGCACCAGGCUAGCGGGAGGGAGGGGACACGCCACUCGCCGGACCAGUACCGGCCCACGGAAUGUCAUUUCUCUUUUGGUUCUUUUUCUAAUAGAAAAAGAGCUACAGCUCCGCCCUCUUCAUUUUUUUUUCCUUUUUAAUAACGCAAAAUGCUACUGCCGUCAUGAACGUCUUUUUCCGUGCCAAAAAGAUGAGCUCCGAUGUUUCCCCCGCAAAAGAGCCAUGCAACGAUGGCAGCUGACGGAAACACUGGAGCUCCUUUUUAAAACCACUCCCUCUUUUUAACAGACGGGUGUGCUUUGACUUGAACAUUUAAAAGAGAGAAAUAUAUAGAGAAGUAUAUAUUAUUUUUGUUUGACUUGUUAUUUAAUAUGACGUCCUACUGCAUGAGAAAUGAUUCUUUUUCUCCCCCCCCCAUCUAUUUAAAAAAAAAAAAGAAAAAAAAAGCAAGCCGUUUGAUUUUGUCUGCGCUGUUGUGUGCUGUCACUGAAAUGGUACUUUGCUGCAAGGAGACUCAAGAGUACUGUUUUUUGAAAUAUUUUUUAUAGCUAUUCAUUAAGUAAGUUGUGCAUUAUGUCCUCUCUUUUCAUAGAUGUUUUAUUAUGUUUUGGCAGACUGUUAAAACUGUGAUGUGUGCAAAAUGAAAAGUGGAUGCAGGAAUUAAAAGGAGAACUUUUGUUUUUCUACGCGACAGUUUGUUGGAACAUUUCUUUACGGUCCAGCAACGUGUCCCGGCAGCUUGUUUGAGCGCCACAUGUAUCGUCUCCCUCGCUUGUUUGCCCCACGUUUUGAAGUUCCAGGUUUUCAGGACGCCAUGAACGAAAAACUGCAUUACCCAGGCUUCGCUACACGCCUUAAAAUAACGCUCUGCCGACUAUCUGUCAGCCAGCUACAGACGUGGGCGCGGUAAGUCUGAUCUUUUUGGUUUUUCUUCAGCGAAUAGGCUAACCUAGCAUGAUGUUGGUGUUAAAAUGUAAUGUUAGCACCUUAGCAUCACAUAGCUAUGCUAGUGUUGCUAACGUUUCAGUCAUCCAGUCCCACUCUUUACUUGCUGUAUACGGCAUCUAUUAUGUUGGACAAGUGUCACAGUGAAUAUGGAAAAAUUGGAUCAAGUACACAACAGCGCUUCUAAGAGACACACAAAACCGCCGAAAUGACAGCAUCAAAGCUAGAUUUUCCCUUCCGAUACAAAAUUGUGGGACCUGACACUUUAGAAUUGUCAAGACAAAAAUACUAUAACAUGGCGUCAUUUAGGGAGUCGUUUCUUUAAGGCAGGGGUGUCCCAAGUGUGUCCCGCGGCACAUUCUAAAAAUACAAUUUAGCAAGAAAACCCCAGCACUCAUUUUACCAGAAAAGGCCAAAUAUUACAAGAAAGAAAGUUAUUAUCCAACAAGAAAAAGUCCUAAUUGUAUGAGAAUAGCAUAAAAUAAAAAUGAAAUAUUAUACAAAAAAUGUUUUUGUAAAAG